GCCGAGGCUAUACAGGGGAUUAUUGGCUUUCUUUUUGCCUGGGGAUCCACUCUCGCCUGGUCGAUGUCCGGCAUGUGUUUUUGGGACAGCGGUCGAGGGAUCAUAAAUAGACUGCCGGGAUUAAUCUCGUCUGCUUCCUCAGUUUUAACUCAUCAUCCCGCCAGGACUACAAUAUGCAUUGCUCUGCAGACGCUAGAGGUCACUCGACUGGUACUAUCUGCUCCUAUGCAGGACUCAACAACUUUGAAAGCUAUAAGCCGUGGACACUCUGACGGUCUUGAGAGUCAGAUCGGAGAGGGUAGCCGGGUCGGUCGGUUUAGUCCAGAUGAACAUGGAAUUCCGAAGGACGAGGCAACUAGUAGCAACGUCCCAGGACCAAAGAGCAAAGGGAGAGUGGAAGAAUACAGGCAAGAAUCCAUGCAGCCGGGAAUCAGGAAGGGCUCGAAUGAACCUGAUGAUGAGCUCCAGAAUGCUCAGAAUGAACACGAUCGUAGUGAGUAUCGGAAAGCAACAAAAAUCAUCAACCGGUUUUCUCAACUUCGAGAUAAGUUGAACGUCCCACAGCCCGAACGCCCUCGCAAUUCAAACUAUCACUAUGAAUACUUCCUCAUCUUGAAGCAGCAUAGAGCCUGGAGCGAGAAGAUCAAACUGGAUCGAAUCGAGAUCACCCACCCGGACGACGUUCAGGAAGCUAACAAAACCAUAUACAAAUUGAUGGCGGAAAUUCAGAGUACUUUAAACAUCCUCCCAGUCCCGCUUCCUAUCCUUCUACAGAAGAUCGAACAAUUUAAAAUAAAUUAA
Messenger RNA from Puccinia graminis f. sp. tritici CRL 75-36-700-3, 801 nucleotides. RefSeq lists its product as uncharacterized. The transcript is spliced from 4 exons. The coding region runs from base 64 to 801 and encodes 245 amino acids. The record is from RefSeq and is a predicted model, not a curated record. Lineage: Eukaryota; Fungi; Basidiomycota; Pucciniomycetes; Pucciniales; Pucciniaceae.